CUGUCACUCCUCCCCAACCCUGCUUGCCUGCUCGCUCGUCUUCCUCCCCUUCAAGAGACGGCGAGGGAGCCCUCCCCGUGCCACUCUGACCCGCAAAAAGGAAGUCCAACGACCACCACCACCAGCACAGCACAGCAGCAGCAGGAGCACACGAGCACCAGUGUCCCUACAGCAGCACCCAUCACCCCCGCCAAGUCUGGCACUGACAACAUCUGGCACAUCAACGCUUCAACGCAUCGGCGCAUCGACGCAUCGACUUGACGCUACUACGGCAAGGCAGACGAGGGGCCGCAUCGCAUUCGCGUCCCGUCCCGCGCAGUCCCACACACGUUAGAAGGACCUCCCUCGUCUCCAUCCCUCGUCCAACGACCUAGCGGGCUAGGACAAUGAGAAUACGCUCCGCCCCAUCCCAAUGAGGUGACCCCCAAGUCGACUGAAAAGGCUCCGCCACAUACCUGCUUCCGCUAUCGUUCCUUGCCACUCCCUCGUCACGCCACUUGCUCUCCUACGACCCCUCUCCUCCAUUUCCCACCUCCUCCUCUGCCGUCUGCCCCCCUGCUACCCUCCACCGCCCAUCGCGCCGCAAUGUCCGGCAAUGCGAUUCUCCAGCUGCAGCCCUUCCCGACCAGCACCGUUGAUAUCGCCCUAAUGACAUCUUCCGCCGCCGCCGCUGCCGGCGCUCAGCCCGCAAUGCCCUCCUAUGCCGCGGCUGACGCGUACGACAGCAGCAGCAGAUUCGACGCCGCGAGUUGCGGCGGCAGCAGCGUCGCAAGCAGCAACGGAUGUCACAGCACCACUACGACCGCCACCACCGCGACCGGAACCACCUCCAGCAGCGCCAGACGCGCUGCCGCAUUCGUCGCCGCGAGAUGGGGCGCGAAAGUCGCGGCGGGGCUGCUGCACCCCCCGCGCGCGUGCAUCCGCACGCUGCACCGCCACCUCUCCCCCAGCGUCCUUUCCCCCACUGCGGCGGCUGCGACGGCGGCGGCGGUGUCCGCGGCGGAAUCAGCGGCGGUGGAGCCACUAGACCCGGUGAUGGUUCUCCUGGAGGAUGGAUCGCUCCGCAUGUACUCGUCUUCGCACCACGCCUCCUCGUCGCCGCCUUCCCCGUCCACUAACGCGCCGCUCACUGUCGCGGACGUGCUCGCGGACUUCCCCAACCACGACCUCGUCGCGCUUGCCGCCCCCUCCGCGUCGCUCCCCCCCGCCACCCGUCUCGACCCCGGCAGCACCUACUGCUUGUCCGCACUUCCCGGCGCAAAGGCUGCUUAUGGGGUCGGCGGGGGAGGGGGAGGGGGAGGGGGCGGAGGCGGGCGGAAACCCCACGGGGAAGGGGGGGCGAUUGCGGUGGCGGAGGCGCUGGCGGCGCCGCCGAGUUCCAAGGCCAGGUGCCGCUGCCCCAUCUGCCGCGCGGAGGAGGAGCGGGAGCGGGCGGCGCAGCAGCAGCUGCGGGGACUGUGGUCCGCGGGAGGAGAUUUUUUUGCGCGGCCCGCUGGCGGCGACCCGAUGCUGUUCCCCGGGAGCGCGUCGCCUUCGCGAUCGCUAGCGAAGCAGCGGCUGCGGCAGAGGGGGAGCGCGGCGGUGCGAUCGCCGCGGGCGGGAACAGAGACGGAGGGGGGAGCAGCGGUAACGUCGGCUGCAGCAGCAGCGCCGUCUUAUGGCGGUGCUGGCGCUAGUGUUGCGGGCGGCAGAAACGGAGAGGGCAGCGCGAAUGGCGGAGAGGCGGAACAAACGGUCAACGGCGGUAAGGGCACGGCGGAAGAUGGCGCAACUGGCUUGCAGAGCGGGCACGGGUAUGGGUUUGGGCAUGGGAAGCAAGUAGGAAAUGAUGAGGCGGCGCGCUUGCAUGCUGCUGCAGCAAUCGCGUUGGCUGGAGUGCCAUGUCCACCGCCAACAGGCACGCCAACUGAGGCGAGCCCUGUUGGCCGGGUUGCCCGCCGCGAGCUUCGGCGCCACCGAACCUCCUCGCCGGACCGGCCGUCCAGGUUCCCGUCGAGGUUCGGGCGGGCGGAGGAACUGCGGCUGGGAAUGGGCGGUGAGUCAGCAGCGAGCCCACUGUUGACUAAUGCGCUUCCGCCACCUGGAAGCGCUCCUGUGACGCCACGCGGAGGGCUGCUGCCUGUGGAAAAGGAGAGGUGGGGGGAGGCGAGGGAGGAACGCGGAUUGGGGGAGACAGAGGAAGAGGAAUUUAUCUCUGAUGAUGACGAUGACGAUGACAAUGAGGCGAUAACGACGAGGGGAGCAGAGGAGGAAGAGGAGGAAGGCGAGGGAGAGGGGAGAGAGGAGGGAGAGGAGGGACCAAAGAAGGUGGUAGGUAUGGCUGUUGGAGGGGAGAGGGAGAGGGAGAUGGAAGCGUUAGGAGAGAGGGAGAGGGAGAUGCACAGGCAGAGGGCGUUAGAUGAGCUGCAGGUGGCCAUGGACAGGGUGAACGCGUGGAUGGAGGCAUGCCAGGAGCAGCUGAGGCAGCUGCAGCAGCAGGGUUAACAGGAUUAGCUUAGCAACAGCCGGCAAGAGCAGGAGCAGGAGCCAACGUAUCCAGCUAAUGGCCCAAGGUGGUAAGUGUUUCUGGUUCUGAAAAAAUCAAGGCUCUGCGAGUGUGGCGGAGCAAAUGCGUUGUAGUUUCCAUAACAGGGAGAUUCAUUAUUUAUUAGACCUAGUUGUACAAAGGAAAUUGUUGGUCAUUGUAUUUUAGUUGGAUUAUUCAUGUGCCCUUGA
Messenger RNA from Closterium sp. NIES-67, 2715 nucleotides. The record is from the annotation of a GenBank genome assembly. Lineage: Eukaryota; Viridiplantae; Streptophyta; Zygnematophyceae; Desmidiales; Closteriaceae.